AUGCGCUUGCUGGAUGCAUAUGACGUCUCUGUUGGAUGGCAGCACUCGCCAGAUUCGCAGCCACCGACGGUCGCUGCUUUUUCGCCCACGACCAUUUCAGGCUCGUCUUUGACAUCUAGACAGCGAUCAAGCAUCAUCGUACACCGCAAAUCUCCUCUUCUUGUCGCCACACCCCCAGCCAUCACACGAGCAUUGGCCUAUUCCCACCCGUUCAUACUUCCGUUAAAUAAGCUGGCUGGCUUGCUCACCUGGACCACGGGUGACCCAUGGCAAAGCUUCCUUCUUGUCGCCGGAUUCUGGACCAUUGUCUUGUAUAGCGAUGCCAUUAUCCUCUGGGCUGGCCCGAUCUUUGUGGUCAUCGGGUUGAUUCUGGGCAUGUACUGGCGGCGCUUCUCCCCCUUAUCAUCGGCCGCAACUACAGGAGAGAAACGCCACCAGAAGAAGGCGUCGGAAACAUCACCUCAUCAACAUGAAACUCUGGACGAAAUCGUUGAAACUUUAAGGACAUUCACGACCCGAUGCAAUAUCCUCUUGGACCCUCUCCUUGAGCUGACUGAAUUCAUGUCAACGCAGAGAACCGCCACUUCUGCAACUACCAAACCUGCUCUUACAACGCUCUUCAUCCGAAUUCUGUUUGUGACUCCGAUCUGGAUUAUCCUGACCCUUCCUCCCUUCUACCUGAUCACGACUCGUCGUGUUGUCAUGAGCAUCGGUACUAUCAUCCUCACCUACCAUUCCCGACCAGCGAGGGUUUCGCGGGUCAUUCUAUGGAGGUCCUUGACCGUGCGGCGGAUAUGUUCCAUGAUUACCGGCCUCUCCUUUUCUUUGGAUGCCAACAAAUCUCAAUCGCUUUGGGCUCAGAGCCAUGGCCAUGCUGCAACAAUUGCAACCAGACGGCGGGGUGAUUCCUCGGGCGUUCGCUUCACCUUCGUCAUCUACGAGAAUCAACGUCGAUGGCUUGGAAUUGGGUGGACAUACUCGUUAUUUCCAUCUGAGCGAGCUCCAUGGACGGACGAACAUCUUAAUGCAGUUCCGCCGAAGGACGAUUUUGAGCUCCCCGAAGUCCAGGGUGGGAACGCCAAAUGGCGAUGGGCAGAGGGCAGCGAAUGGCGUAUCGAAGGCGCCGACGGCACCAAAGAUAAAUCCGAAUCCAAGGCAGCGGAUGGGGGCGGGUGGAUAUAUUAUGAUAAUAAGUGGAACGACGGCCGUCGUGGACAAGACGGCUGGGACCGAUAUACUCGUCGUCGGAAGUGGUGCCGCGACGCUGAACUCACCGAGACGCAACAGUCGAGUGAGACCGCACCUUCCGUGGUGAAGUCUGGUUUAACACAGGCAUUUGAGAAUGAGAAACAAUCUGGCCACAAUGACGCUUCAACAGUCGAGACCGAUACCGUGAGUCCCGCCCCGUCCAUUUCCUCCACGGCCCGGAGACGACGUUGGUUCGGGGGCUCGAAACCUGUAAGCGACAAAGUCAGUAGCAUAUCCUCUGCGCUAUCAGCCUCUACCAGUACUACCUCCGUGGACCCUGGAAAAAUAACCUCUGCCACCAGUUACAACCCCUCCGGAACCCCCGCCUCCAGACCGAUUGAUAUUGAACAUUCUCGAAACCCAUCCGGCCAAUCUGGCAGUGCCAGCUUCAAUAGUCUUGAUCGAACCAGUAGCAUGCCGGGAAGCGUCUCAAAAAGUGAGAGCAGCAGUCUUCGGGAUAAGGAAAUAAACCAUGCGCAAGACCGUUUGGACCGCUGGGGCACUCGAGCUACAGGUGGUAUCGAGCGAGCGGAGCGAGAAUUGGGGCUGGGUGACGAGGUCAACAUGGGAUUGAGUUGA
Molecule: messenger RNA, 1827 nt
Organism: Aspergillus clavatus NRRL 1
Lineage: Eukaryota; Fungi; Ascomycota; Eurotiomycetes; Eurotiales; Aspergillaceae
Product: PEX28-32 family peroxisomal membrane protein
Exons: 3
Coding region: 1-1827 (608 amino acids)
Biological process (GO): peroxisome organization
Cellular component (GO): peroxisomal membrane
Source: RefSeq, a predicted model, not a curated record